Messenger RNA from Dama dama (fallow deer), 2341 nucleotides. RefSeq names its product RAB37, member RAS oncogene family (gene RAB37). Gene Ontology annotation, cellular component: endosome; Golgi apparatus. Gene Ontology annotation, molecular function: GTPase activity; GTP binding. The transcript has 9 exons. The record is from RefSeq and is a predicted model, not a curated record. NCBI's taxonomy places the organism in Eukaryota, Metazoa, Chordata, Mammalia, Artiodactyla, Cervidae. The coding region runs from base 94 to 765 and encodes 223 amino acids.
GGAGGGGAGAAGAAGCGGGCGGAGCUUCAGGCGGGGCGGUUCCUGCCGGUCCCUCGGCCGCCGCGGGCCCCAGCUCACCUCUGGUCCAGGGACAUGACGGGCACGCCUGGCACCGCGGCCACCCGGGAUGGCGAGGCCCUCGAGCGCUCCCCACCCUGCGGGCCGAGCCACGAUCUCACGGGCAAGGUGAUGCUUCUGGGAGACUCAGGCGUCGGCAAAACCUGUUUCCUCAUCCGAUUCAGAGACGGGGCCUUCCUGUCCGGGACCUUCAUAGCCACCGUCGGCAUAGACUUCAGGAACAAGGUGGUGACCGUGGAUGGUGUGAGGGUGAAGCUGCAGAUCUGGGACACCGCAGGUCAGGAGCGGUUCCGCAGCGUCACCCACGCUUACUACCGAGACGCCCAGGCCUUGCUCCUGUUGUACGACAUCACCAACAAAUCUUCCUUCGACAACAUCCGGGCCUGGCUCACUGAGAUUCACGAGUACGCCCAGAGGGAUGUGGUGAUCAUGCUUCUGGGCAACAAGGCAGAUGUGAGCAGUGAAAGGGUGAUCCGCUCAGAGGACGGAGAGAUGCUGGCCAGGGAAUAUGGAGUUCCCUUCAUGGAGACCAGCGCCAAGACGGGCAUGAAUGUGGAGCUAGCCUUUCUGGCCAUUGCCAAGGAGCUGAAAUACAGAGCCGGGCAGCAGGCGGAUGAGCCCAGCUUCCAGAUCCGAGACUACGUGGAGUCCCAGAAGAAGCGGCCCAGCUGCUGCUCCUUCCUGUGAAUCCCGAGGGUCUGAAAGGAAGCUCCUGCGCCCCCAGACCUGGCUUCUUCUGAGCGGCUGAGCCAGCGGGGAAAGAGUUGGGGGACCCACUGCACAGCCCCUCCAGACUCCUGCCCCUCCCCUAGCUCCUGGAGCUUCCCUGCAUCCGCAGGGGAGGGCAAAAUAUUUAUCUUUCAUUUUAAUGACACAUAACUUAAUCAAAAGGGCAUCAGAAAAACCAAGCCAGAGAGCUGGUGGUGGUCCUUUGGCCUUCUAGUACUAGCACUUAGGGGCCUGGGCCUCCCUCCUGACCACCAGGAGGGUGGUACUGCUCCAGCUGAGCACCAGGGGGCACUGAUGCACUUCUGGGGCAUAAAGGGAAAUAGUGACACCCCCCACCCCCACACCCCAAUCCUUCAGCUGGCAAGAGGCUGAGCAAACCCAGGCCUUCAUUUCCUCCAGCUCCCCAGAGAGCAAUCUUCCCCAAUAAAACAGAGCCCUUGUGCUGGGAGUCAGACCAAAGCCUCUGGGAGAUAAGAGACGUGGGGAUUAGGCAAGAGACCUGGCUCCCUAUGGGGAGAUAGGAGAGGAGUAGCAAAGAUUAGGUCUAUCUGUUUGGCUACCUCUGGGCUUACUGGCCCCCCUUCUGGGAGGUGUACCCCUUUUCCUCCAGCCCACAAACACAUGAAGGCACCUGGAAACACCUGGUUCCUGUUCUCUGAUCCUCAGAUCCCAGAGGAGCCCCUCCUGCCUGAAUCCCUGGCCUUAUCUUUCUACCUUUCCAUCUAUGUCUCCAGACACCUAAGGUUAUAGACAGGAAAAGGUUAUUCUGGUCCCAACUCUUUGGCAGGUAUGCAGCCCACAGGCUACUUCUUCGAGCAGCUCUAGUGCUUCUACUGGACAAAAGAGCCCAAUAAAGAGAAAGCAGAGAAAACCCUGAUCCUGGCGUAGGCAGGAGGCAGAAGUGAGCAAACCUCACGCCAUUGUGUAACCCCCAAACCCAAGUGCCGCCUCCUCCCUGACCUCCUUCAUUCCUUUUCUCUCAGACAGACAGACAGACCCACGGACCUUAGAGCCCAAACUGCUUUAUCUCCCUUCUAACUGAGCCAGCUUAGGGAGUAAGAGGUCCUCCAUUUCCGGGUAAAUCAACGCAUUGUAUGCAAAACAAGGUCUGGCUAGUAAGAUCUGGGUGGGGAGAGGGGCUGCAAGGAGUUUCUGUGGCGCCAAGGUCACAGGCCUCCCCAAGCCCUGACCCCAACCCUGGGACGAGGUCAGGAGCUGUGCAGAUUAUGACCUAGAGACACCUUUACUCCGGCUCUGUACACCAGGGGCUGGGAGAGGGGUGUGUAAGGUACGUAUUGCCCAUUUCUCAGGCUGCUGCAUUUGCUUUCAAAGCAGAAAUCUUGCUCUUUGAGCAAAGUCAGCAGCUCCAACUCAGGCCGAUAAGGAAGCUCUCCAGGCGGAGCAGGGAGGAGCCUGACCUUGCAGGGUUCUUCUGGGGCCCAAGGCAGGUUGCAGGGAUCCAGUCACAUGGGCUGCUCUGGGCCUCUAGCAUUUGUGUUUUCCAGCAUUAAAUGGCAUUAUUUUGUGGAAAGUA